CCGAUUCGCCAACUGAGACAGUAAGGGCUUGGAAACAGAAUGCCUACAGGCACAUUUAUAUCAGAAUCGUAGGUGCGUAACCCCACUAAGUAUUUCCGUUUAUAGCUCUUUUUUUUUACACAUCGAGCAAUAAUGUACGCAAUAAUGCGUGGUAGCUAUAGACCAUUUCAUCAUUUCGAAGCACCGCUUCAGCUAGUUCAAGAGAAGGCUGCGAGAUAACAGCUGACUGCUUUGUCGACGUGACCACAUUUGCUAGCAAAAGACAACUUGCUAAUCGUUCGCGCAUGGGAUUUGCCUGAGUCAAACCGUUCAAUUGUCUUUCUUAGUUUUGCUUUUUAAGAAAGCGGAGAUGAUCUAUCGGAGUGUGUUACAAAAGGCCUUUCGGCGUUGUGCAAAAACCGCAGUACACAAGCCGCACCUAUCCUCGAUGGCUCCUUUAUCUUCAGCAGUUCCGCCUCCACCUACGAAGGGCGAAAUGUUAUCGCGACAGAAGGAAUUACCUCCCUUGCCGUUGCCUCCAUUAAAGGAAACUGUUGACAAGUAUCUCCACAGCGUGCAGCCUUACCUUACUCCUGAUGAACUGAACGUUACCAAGAAGUUAGCUGACGAAUUCGUGGCUCCUGGCGGUGUGGGUGAGACUCUUCACAAACUUCUCGCUAAGCGUGCUGCGAAGGAAGACAAUUGGCUCUCCGGGUGGUGGCUCAAAGGCGCCUAUCUGGGAUAUAGGAACCCAGUUGUUGUGUAUUCAUCGCCAGCUAUGGUGAUGCCUCGACAGGAAUUCCGAAGCCCUAAGGACCAACUUGCAUAUACUGCAUCGCUGAUUCAAGCUGUGCUUGAUUUUAAGGCCCAUAUCGACAAUGAAACAAUGUCGACAGAAGUGCAAGGAACAGCUCCCUUAGACAUGAUGCAGUACAAGAACAUUUUCGCUAGUUGCAGAGAGCCCCACCUUCCACUUGAUAAACUUCACUUGGCCAAAGAUAGCCGGCAUAUCGUAAUUGCACAUCAAGGAAAUUUCUACGAGGUUACAGUAUAUAGUAAUGGGGAACAGCUCAAGACGGAACAGAUCCUUGCCCAGUUACAACAGAUCAUUGAGGAUAGCCACAGACGAGGAAAAGGUCACCAGGUCGGAUUACUGACAACAUGGCAUCGUGAUCUUUGGGCAAAUUCCUUUGCAAGGCUGUUUGAGAAUCCUACUAAUCGCGCAAGCCUAGCCACCCUCAGGGAUGCCAUCGCGCUUGUGUGUUUGGAUGACCCACUAAAAGAUGUACAUCUUCCGUGGGAGAGCGUAGCUGCCCAUCAACUUUUAGAUGGAGGUAUAGAUGGUGUAAACGCUGGAAAUCGAUGGUGCGAUAAAACCAUCCAGCUUAUUGUCGGAGUGGAAGGCAACGUCGGCAUUCUCUACGAGCAUUCACCUGCAGAAGGGCCCCCGGUUGCCAAUCUUGUCGAUUUCUGCGUGAAGCAGGCGUCUAUCUGGCCUCUCCCCGCUAAAGAUAGUCCGUGCAAACCCAAGCAUUUAGAAUUUAUUAUCAACAAAACAAUCGAAGAUGAUAUUGAAAAGGCUCGUUCGGACUUGAAGACUCUGACAAAUGAUCUCGAACUGAAUCUUUAUUCCUACGAGAAAUAUGGGAAGGACUUCGUGAAGUCGUGUAAUUUAAGUCCCGACAGUUUCAUCCAAAUGGCUAUACAAUUAGCAUUUUACAGGGCACAUCAAAAACCAGGAGCCUGUUAUGAGACAGCAACCCUCCGAAGAUUUCUCGGAGGACGAACAGAAACUAUCCGUAGCUGUUCUCAGGAGAGCAGCGACUUCUGCAGUAAAUUCCUCGACUUGGAGACCAACGCCAAGGUCAAAGCGGAGAGUUUAAGAAAGGCUGUCACCGCUCAUAAAGCUUAUACGAAUAUGGCCAUCCGUGGACAGGGUGUAGAUCGUCUUUUCUUUGGCAUGAAGAUGAUGGCUGCCGAGGCUAACAUACAAAUUCCGAGCUUUUUCUUCGACAAGGCCAUGGUCGUCUCAACACACUUCCGUCUUUCUACCAGUCAGGUGCCAGCUAAAUCGCGUUCCGUGAUGUUCUACGGACCCUUGGUACCCGAUGGAUACGGUUGCUGUUAUAAUCCCAUGAAUAAUAGAAUCCUUUUCGGUUUGUCAGCGUUCAAAAGCUGUGCCACAACAGAUCUAUCAAGAUUUCGUGAUUGCCUUGAGUAUAGUCUUAAUGUAAUGGGCGACUAUCUACGAGCCGAAAGUAUAACGUCAAAAUUAUGAGCAAGGUCCAGUUUCUCGCUGAAAGUAAAGCCUCAAACGUACACAGUAGUACAACGAAGAUUUACCACUAAUAUGUGUUAAUCUGGCUACAAAACCUGUCAUACCUUCACGCUCUGGAUGUCUAGCUGCUGACAAUAGACAAAGCACAAAUGUGGACUCAAAAGCAUCUCCAUGGGUACUCGCUUGCCGCUAAAAGGUGAAAUAUAGUAAAAAAAUUUUACACCAGACAGCGUUCAGGAAAGUAAGUAACAAGAUGAAUCCAUUGAUUCUAAUGUCAAAAACUCACCUGAAAUCUGUGUGUUAAACAAGACUGGUUGGUGUGCCAAACAAGCGUGCUACAUUGAAGUCGCGCGUGCAGUUUUUUUUCCAGAUAUUUUCGAAGUAAAGCGUUUUACAACCGUGUGUUACAACCGUGUGUUUAACUAUUUACUGCUGAAUUUGUAAUAAAAAAAUCCUUACAUUUCUUGUGGUCGUAAAAAUUAUACAGCGGUAUCUUUUAUUCAUGUAAUAUUCCAAUAUGUACAACGCAAAGUACCUACCUAUAAAAGGAAUACUCUACUGGA
Messenger RNA from Varroa destructor (honeybee mite), 2820 nucleotides. Its product is annotated as carnitine O-acetyltransferase-like. Gene Ontology annotation, molecular function: carnitine O-acetyltransferase activity. The record is from RefSeq and is a predicted model, not a curated record. Gene Ontology annotation, biological process: carnitine metabolic process, CoA-linked. Gene Ontology annotation, cellular component: peroxisome. Lineage: Eukaryota; Metazoa; Arthropoda; Arachnida; Mesostigmata; Varroidae.